This is a messenger RNA of Ricinus communis (castor bean), 2516 nucleotides long. Its product is annotated as glutamate--tRNA ligase, cytoplasmic. Gene Ontology annotation, biological process: translation; glutamyl-tRNA aminoacylation. Bases 125 to 2311 code for a protein of 728 amino acids. Lineage: Eukaryota; Viridiplantae; Streptophyta; Magnoliopsida; Malpighiales; Euphorbiaceae. Gene Ontology annotation, molecular function: ATP binding; glutamate-tRNA ligase activity. The record is from RefSeq and is a predicted model, not a curated record. Gene Ontology annotation, cellular component: cytoplasm; methionyl glutamyl tRNA synthetase complex; cytosol. The transcript has 6 exons.
UCUAUUCUAUGAAACGAACUAGCGUUCCUUCGCUUGCUUCUUCUGCUCUGGGCGGCUCAUCUCUUCUAAAUUUCACUUCUCUUCCUCUUUCCUUUCCAUCCUUCUUUUCAACAGCGAAAAAGAAAUGGAGAUAAAAGAGUUUUCUUUUGCAGCUGAUAGCCCCCCGCUCUCCGUUAUUUCCGCUGCGAAGGUCGCCGCCGUCUGUCUUCCUACUCCUACUAUUCUCACCGACUCAUCUUCCCUUCCCACCAUUGUCUUCUCUGAUGGGACUAAAUUACGAGGUACAUUUGUACUUCUUCGGUACAUUGGCCGGAUUGCUAGCCUUCCCAAUUUCUAUGGACAUGAUGCAUGCCAAUCUAGUCAGAUUGACGAGUGGCUGGAUUAUUCCAGUAUACUUUCAUCAGGGUCUGAAUUUGAGAGUGCAUGUACCUAUAUUGACAGUUAUUUGGAGAAGCGUACUUUCUUGGUUGCAUAUUGUUUAUCUAUUGCAGAUAUGGCUAUUUGGUCAGGGCUAGCAGGAUCUGGGCAGAGAUGGGAAAGUUUGAGGAAAUCAAAGAAAUACCAAAAUUUAGUACGUUGGUUCAACUCAAUAUCUGCAGAGUAUAGUGAUGCCUUGAUUGAAGUCACAUCAACAUAUGUUGGCAAAAGAGGCGCGGGAAAACCUGUGACAGCUAAAUCAAAAGAACAACAAUUCGUCAAUGGAGAUAUCUCUGAAAAGGGAAAAGCAGGUAGUAAAACAGCUGAAGUUGAUCUUCCAGAUGCUGAGAUUGGAAAGGUGUGUCUGCGAUUCGCUCCAGAGCCCAGCGGUUAUCUUCACAUUGGGCAUGCAAAGGCAGCAUUACUAAACCAGUAUUUUGCUCAACGAUAUCAAGGUGAGCUGAUUCUUCGGUUUGAUGAUACAAAUCCAGCAAAAGAAAGCAGUGAGUUUGUGGAGAAUCUUCUGAAAGAUGUUGAGACAUUGGGUGUUAAAUAUAAAAAAGUUACUCAUACAUCAGAUUACUUCGAUGAGUUGAUGAAGAAGGCUGAAGAGUUGAUCAGGCAGGGUAAAGCUUAUAUUGAUGACACACCACGUGAGCAAAUGCAGAAAGAAAGAAUGGAUGGUAUUGAAUCGAAAUGUAGGAACAACAAUGUGGAGGAGAAUCUGAAAUUGUGGAAGGAAAUGAUUGUAGGAUCAGAAAGGGGUUUGCAGUGCUGCCUUCGUGGGAAGUUAGACAUGCAAGAUCCAAAUAAAUCUCUUCGGGAUCCAGUCUACUACCGUUGCAAUCCUGUUCCUCACCACAGGAUUGGUUCCAAGUACAAUAUAUAUCCGACAUAUGAUUUUGCUUGUCCCUAUGUGGAUGCUUUAGAAGGUAUAACUCAUGCACUUCGAUCAAGUGAGUAUCAUGAUCGAAAUGCUCAAUACCACAGGAUUCAAGAGGAUUUGGGAGUGAGAAAGGUUCACAUUUAUGAAUUCAGUCGGUUGAAUAUGGUCUAUACACUACUCAGUAAACGUAAUCUUCGGUGGUUUGUUGAAAAUGGAAAGGUUGAUGGAUGGGAUGAUCCUCGGUUUCCAACUGUCCAAGGAAUUGUACGCAGAGGUUUGAAAAUUGAGGCACUAGUGCAAUUUAUUCUUGAACAGGGGGCAUCAAAAAAUCUUAACCUGAUGGAAUGGGACAAACUCUGGACAAUUAAUAAGAAAAUCAUAGAUCCUGUUUGUCCCAGACACACUGCUGUUAUUGAAGAAAGGCGUGUGCUACUGACCUUGACUGAUGGUCCUGAAACUCCUUUUGUUCGCAUCAUACCUAGACACAAGAAGCAUGAGGGUGCUGGAGAGAAGGCUACAACAUACACAAAGAGGAUAUGGUUAGACUAUGAUGAUGCAGUGUGCAUUGAGAAGGAGGAAAAUAAGGAAGUAACCUUAAUGGAUUGGGGGAAUGCUAUAGUGAAAGAGAUUGUGAAGGAUGAGAGUGGAAAAGUUACAGAGUUGAUUGGGGCUCUACAUCUUGAAGGAUCUGUCAAGACGACAAAGUUGAAGCUCACCUGGUUACCGGAGACGAGUGAACUAGUUAACGUCUCGCUCGUGGAGUUCGACUAUCUAAUAACAAAGAAAAAGCUGGAAGAAGGUGAGAAUUUCCUCGAUGUGCUUAACCCAUGUACCAAGAAGGAGACUGCAGCACUUGGGGAUUCAAACAUGCGGAAUUUGAAGCGUGGAGAGAUAUUGCAGCUGGAGAGGAAGGGCUACUUCAGAUGUGAUGUUCCUUUUAUCAGACCUUCAAAGCCUAUCGUUCUACUUGCGAUUCCAGAUGGCAGGCAGCCAACCUCAUCAAAGUAGAUCUUCACAUUUGACUAGACGAUUUUCAGGUUGUGAGAUCAAAUUGAACUACAUGUAUUUGUUAUUUAUAUAAGCGAGGAGAAUGGAUGUUCUAAUGCUUGGAUAUGCAAUUUUUGUCGGAAACUUUUGAUGGAACACCUUCUGGGUUCGCGUUUAUCUUUAUACGUAUUUUAAUGAAUUAAAAUAUGCACUUACAUUAUUUAAA